Molecule: messenger RNA, 2404 nt
Organism: Phyllostomus discolor (pale spear-nosed bat)
Lineage: Eukaryota; Metazoa; Chordata; Mammalia; Chiroptera; Phyllostomidae
Gene: ZNF276
Product: zinc finger protein 276
Exons: 11
Coding region: 262-2070 (602 amino acids)
Biological process (GO): regulation of transcription by RNA polymerase II
Cellular component (GO): chromosome; nucleus; kinetochore
Molecular function (GO): zinc ion binding; chromatin insulator sequence binding
Source: RefSeq, a predicted model, not a curated record
UCGCCCCGCCCCGCCCCUGUCGUCACGCGGCCCCACCCUCCUCGCCCCGCCCUCUUCCAGCGAGCCGAGCGGAGCCGAACGGCGGAGGCGGGCGGUGACGAGCGAGCGCAGUCCAGCCGAGCGGACGAGCGCUCCGGGCCGACCAGGACUUAGCGGGGCCCAGCCGCCGGGACCAGAGGACCGAGCGGGCCCGAGUGCUGCCGGGCGGAGCCGGGCGGGGCCGGGCGGAGGCGAACGGGGCGGAGCGCCGGGGCAGCCGCCAUGAAACGGGACCGGCUCGGCCGCUUCCUGUCGCCUGCGGCUGCUGGGCAGCGCGGGGGCUCGGGCGGCGGCCGGACCCGGGGCCGCCCCGCCCGCAGCGGGCCGAGCGUGGACGAGGCAGCGGCCUUGGUGGCUUCGCGGCUGGGCUGGGGGCCGGCGCGGGCCUGCGAGGACGGCGCCGACGAGCCAGGAGCGGGUCGGGCUCUUGCCAUGGGGCACUGCCGCCUCUGCCACGGGAAGUUCUCCACACGGAGUCUCCGCAGCAUCUCCGGCCGGGCGCCGGGGCAGAGCUCAGAGAGACCACCCGCAGGGGAGCGCACGUUCGUCAGGGACUUCCAGCACCUGCUGGGGGUGGCUGUCCACCAGGACCCAGCCCUGUCUCAGUUCGUCUGCAAGAACUGCCACGCCCAGUUCUACCAGUGCCACGGCCUCCUCAAGUCCUUUCUGCAGAGAGUCAACGUGUCCCCGAUGAGUCCCCGGAAGCCCUGUGCACAGGUGGGUGCCCAGCCCCCGGCAGAGGCGGAGGAGGGAGCGUGCCUGGUGGACCUGAUCCCUUCGAGCCCCGAAGGCCUGCGUGGCCUGGUGGGGUGGGUGCAUGGACACGCGGCCAGCUGUGGGGCCCUGCCCAGCCUGCAAAGGACACUGUCCUCCGAGUACUGCGGUGUCGUCCAGGCCGUGUGGGGCUGUGACCAAGGCCACGACUACACCAUGGACAUGGACUCCAGCUGCGGGGCUCUCUUGCUGGACAGCGCGUUGGCAGUCAAGUGGACGUGGGACAAGGAGGUGCCCCCACGGCUCACCCACCGUCGGAGGUCCAACCCCACUGGGGCUGCCGCUCCGAGCUCCCAGGGCAGAGCGACCACAGCCUGGGCCGAGACGGAACCGCUGCCCACGCCCAACACAGAUGUGGCCCAGCCUCCUUCAGAUAGCAGCCCUGUGGGGCCCGGGCCAAGCCCCCUGCCUCAGGCUGGCCUCCCCCCGAGUGGGGCUCCAGGGCAGUUGGGUGAGAAGCAGUCCCCAUCUUCAACCUCGGAUGAUCGGGUAAAAGACGAGUUCAGUGACCUUUCUGAGGGGGACUUCCUGAGUGAGGACGACAACGACAAGAAGCAGAGUCCCCAGUCCUCAGACGAGUCCUUCGAGCCUGACCCGGAGAAGAAGGUGCCUGGGAAGAAGAACGGAAGCAAAGAAGCCAAGAAGCCUGAAGAACCAAAAAUCCGAAAGAAGCCCGGACCGAAGCCAGGCUGGAAGAGCAAGCUGCGCUGUGAGAGGGAGGAGCUGCCCACCAUCUACAAGUGCCCAUACCAGGGCUGCACAGCCGUGUACCGAGGGGCCGACGGCAUGAAGAAGCACAUUAAGGAGCACCACGAGGAGGUCCGCGAGAGGCCCUGCCCCCACCCUGGCUGCAACAAGGUGUUCAUGAUCGACCGCUACCUGCAGCGGCACGUGAAGCUCAUCCACACAGAGGUGCGGAACUACAUCUGUGACGAGUGUGGACAGACCUUCAAGCAGCGGAAGCACCUCCUGGUCCACCAGAUGCGGCACUCGGGAGCCAAGCCUCUGCAGUGUGAAGUCUGUGGCUUCCAGUGCCGGCAGCGGGCGUCCCUCAAGUACCACAUGACCAAACACAAGGCUGAGACGGAGCUGGACUUCGCCUGUGACCAGUGUGGCCGGCGGUUCGAGAAGGCACACAACCUCAACGUGCACAUGUCCAUGGUGCACCCCCUGACCCAGACCCAAGACAAGGCCCUGCCCCUGGAGCCACCUCCCGGGACCACAGAGGGCCAGGCCGUGAAGCCUGAGCCCACCUGAGGGUGCACUUGAACUCGCCAGGUGGUAGAUGGGGUCACAGGUCAACUUCCACAGUUCCUCCCAUGCGACCCGAUGGCACCGCUUUGCUUGCCCUGAGUGCCCCAUGCUGAGCCCCAGCCCUGUGCUGGGACGUGGGGGGCUUGGUGCGAGGCCCAGGUCGCCUUCGUGUCCCCUCUGGGACCAGCAGUUUAUUUUCCUACAUUGACUUGGGGCCAGACGCAAGUCUUAAAUAGUCAGUUUCUGUUCCCCACCAAAGCAAUCGGGAGAUCUGUAGCCCACUCCUUAGUGUGGCAAGAGCUCCACGUCACGCUCGCAAUAAACUAUUUCCAGAGGU